AUGCGAAGCGAAACCAUCGUGUCAUUAGUAGUGUUGUGCUGCUUUCUCGUGAUCUUUGCCAAUUGUGUUACAGCGGCAGAGCUUAAAACACAUCAGUUAGGUUUUGCUCAAUUUGAAUGCUUUUCCUGCUACAGUCGGUCCUCAGCAUGUGGUAGUAGAAUGGAUGCAGAAUCAAUGGCUGUGGCCUCCAAACAGAAAUGCAGAAGUAAAUGCUUUCUUAGGAUCGAUGGUCCAACCGUGUACAGGGAUUGUUUUGACGGCUGGAUAGGCGGGAUGGUGGACAGCAGCUAUAACGGCUGUAGAACACAGUUCCUCCAAGGCAGGUCUAUGGAAUGGUGCUUCUGCGAGGGGCAUCUCUGCAACGGGGCCACGCGAGAGGACUUGGCGAAAAUCUUCCGCCAGGUGGAAGCACCUUUUAACAUUUUUACUCAAGAAACGACUAAAUCACAGCCAGAAGUGCCGGAUACAAUUGAGUACGGUUCAAAGUCACAGGAGCGAGAGGGAAAAUACUCUGAUGACCGCGAGCAAGAUGGGGACGGUUUGCCAAAACGUGGCUCGAAAACGAAUGAAUACAACACGGUGUCCAAAGCUGUCGAAUCCGCUGCACAAGCACCGGAGAAAACAAUACAAAAAGUCGUUGGAGAGGAAGAAGAAAGGUCGGACGAUGAACCGCAAGCGGACUUCCCGAAUAGCUUCGAUCAACUAAGCCGUUACGUCGCUACGCCACGUGCGAUCCCCGAGAUCAAGAACGACCGAGAAAGCGCGUCUCAUUUAAUAGAAGACGGGGAGUUCGUAGAGGAGGGGUAUAACGACGGUGUGCCCUUUUCAGUGGACAUCAGUGACAGAAACAACCGACCGUCAUUUCAGCCCGUCGAAGUGUCAUAUUCUGAAGGUAUUAGUUGUUACGAAUGUACCAGUGGUUCGCAAUCGUGUGGUGAGCGCGUGUAUGAAGGAGGGUUCCUCUCCAAGACAGCCUGCAGGACCAAGUGCUACACUAGAAGCGAAAAUGGAAACAUAUUCAGAGGGUGUUUCGACGGAUGGAUCGGCAGUGUGGUCCACUCGGACUACAUCGGCUGCCAAAAACAGUCAUACCGCAGCACAGAUGUCACGUGGUGUUUCUGCGGGACUGAUUUGUGUAAUGGCCAGAGCAUAGAGCAGUUAGGAAGACGUUUAAACCCCACGUACAUAGGCAUAAAUACUGAACACAGGCAUGGAUACAUUGGAAAGGACAGGAUCUCUUAUCAAGAAGGGUCGAGGGAAUUUAAUCACCAAAAGAACAUAGAACCUUCAUAUAACAGACGUCUGUAUGGUGUUGACCCCAUCCCAAUGUAUGCAAAACCAACGAAGACAGAGGUCAAUCCGUUGAACGAAGACUCUAAGUUCAUCAGACUGCGAAGCGCCUGCUAUGGGAAAGCAGACGGGCCCCACUCGGACCCACUCGACUGCUCCGCCUUCAUUCACUGCUCACACGGCGUCGGCUAUAAGAAGUAUUGCCCGCCAGGAACCGCAUGGGACAAUCGCCUGAAACACUGUAAUUUUUCAAGGAGAGUUUCGCCUCCGUGCGAGGCGCCAUAUCAGUGAAUGUGUCCUCAUAGUUGGUAUUGGGCAGUUGUUGAUUUAUUGUUCAUUGGUCGUAGGCCGUUAUAAAUUAACACGAGGGAUGUUUGAGCGGUCUAUGUAGACCAACCUCAAGCACGAAAACUUUGUCGUCUUUUGAAACUCUAAAAUGGCCGGUCAAAGUAAAAAAAAAGACCAGGAACAUAAAGUGGACAUUAAUUUAUUGUUUGGUAAGCUUGAUGAUGAUGGAAUAAGAUGAAAUUAUAAUCUCCAGUGCAAGUUCUUGAUGGGAAUUUUGUAUAUAUUGCCAAAACCGAACCAGACGCUACAGAGAUCAAAGGUAAUUUUUAUUUGCACCUUAGAAAGAAGUUCUAUUUAUUUCAAAGAACAUAUGUGCAAUCGAGUUAACAGCUAUUUAUUAUCGCUAUUAUUUUUUUUUUUAAUUUUCAUUCUAGUUAAAUACAUAAAUAUUAUAUCAUUUUAGCUGUGUAUUGUUACAAAAUUGUUACAAAAAAGUGGAGCAUACAUAUUCUAGAACAAAAAUGUUAAUAAGAUGAAAUUCGUGAAUCGUAUAGAAAUAAGAAUAUUACUGACAACGCGUGCAUCUACUCUUGUAUAAAAACCUUGUCGCUGCACAUGCAUGUGUACCAUGAAACAAUUUAUCUAAUUUAUGAUAAAAUCUAUAAGGGGGCAUUCAGAUAAACGAUUUGUUCUAGCUGGAUUGAUCCAACUCUGUGGGAGAUUCUCCCUAAGUGCAAUCACGGUAAUCGACUUGAAUGUCUGACCCAACUACUCGAGGGGUAAUUAACUAUUAAACUAGCUACUCAGGGAGGUGUGUCAAACAAUUUAGCCAAUUAUACUGAAUGCACUUUACCAAGAACCCGCGCUGAGUAAUAUCGGUUCAGCUGGUACGAUGUUUGAAUCUGAACGCGGCCUUAGUUCAUAUUCAAACGAACGCCACUCUCGAUCUAUAUACGACAUGCAAGGAUCCUCUGUCUCUGCCUCUGUUUAUGGGAAUCAUAACGUUAUUAUACAGCUAAUAAAAGUUUGUUUUUUAAUGAUAUCAUUACAAACAUCACAUUAUCAAUAAAGCCUACGAGGUAUAUAAGUAUACAUUGUUUUUGUGUCCUUUUGCUCACUUGAGAAUCCCUGUUAUUCUGUCGGAAUC
Lingula anatina is the source of this 2725-nucleotide messenger RNA. RefSeq lists its product as uncharacterized. The record is from RefSeq and is a predicted model, not a curated record. Gene Ontology annotation, molecular function: chitin binding. Lineage: Eukaryota; Metazoa; Brachiopoda; Lingulata; Lingulida; Lingulidae. Gene Ontology annotation, cellular component: extracellular region.